UCAAAUGCCCAUCACCAUCACUUGCAUUUUCGGGUGCGUGUGAACAGAGUGCGAAAGUUUGCUGCUCCGCCAGAAAACAGCAUUUUUGUGAAAAUUAAGAUCAGUUUGCGUACCAAUUUGUAUUUAUCAUCAACGGUUAAUUGUACCUGCGUCGAUUGCAGUAAAAGUUGUGCGGAAAUCGUCCCUACGUAGCGUUUCUAACCACAUCAUUACAGCACCUACCUCCGACGUUACGACGGCUCCCCGCAUCAAGAACAAAAUGGUGGACAAAAUUGAGAUGAGCCUCGAUGAAAUCAUCAAGUCACAGAAAUCGACCCGUCCGCGCGGCGGCGGUGGCCGUGCCGGUGGAGCGGGCCGCUCGAACCGUCGACCGGGAGCGGGUAGCGGCGGUGCCAGCGGUGGUGGCGCGCGAAACGGAUUCCGCUCGGGCGGUCAGCGGAACGGCGGAGCGAGCGGCGGCGGUGGCGUACUGAAGGGACGCACCCGUGGUGGCAUCACCCGGGCACGCUACGGGCGGGGCGACGUGAACAGCGCAUGGAAGCACGACAUGUACGAGGGACCGCGCAAGAACCGGCUGCUGGCGGCGGCCGGUGGACUCGGUGCCGGCGGGCCGGGCGGUGCGGCGAAGCUGCUGGUAUCGAACCUGGACUUUGGCGUGUCGGAGACGGACAUCAACGAGCUGUUUGCUGAAUUUGGGCCGCUGAGAAGCGCCUCGGUACAUUACGACCGUUCGGGCCGUUCGCUUGGAACGGCCGACGUUGUGUUUGAAAGACGCUCCGAUGCGAUCAAGGCGAUGAAGCAGUACAACGGUGUACCACUGGACGGGCGCCCGAUGAGCAUUCAGAUGGCGACCUCGGAAAUUCCUGCCCCACGUGUUCCCCGUCCAGCAGUGCUGGCUGCAUCGGCGUCCGCACGUUCCCCGCGCAAACCGGCCGGUGGCCGCGGAGCAGGUGGUAAAUCCCAAGGCCGUGGUGGUCGCGGCGGUGGUGGUGGCGGCAGACGACAGCCCCGUGAAACGAAAACGGCCGAAGAGCUGGAUGCCGAGCUGGAUGCGUACACCAAAGACAUGAAGUAGGGCGCAAACGCGAACGAUGCGUCCUUCACUGAUAUUCGGUUGUCUCGCAUAAACACACAAGAACAGUAUUCCGUGGCGAAGCGGAAUAGGUAGAGGAGGAGAAGGAUAAGUAGAAGAACGUUUUUUACCUGACAAACGACCUAUGCGUGUGUGUGGUACGCGACGGGUGCGUACCGCUACCGUUUGUCUUGGGACACAUGUUUUUAUUGACAUGAUUCUAACACCUUCGUCUUGUGCGAGACCUGUGUAUAUAGAACAUAGAGAAGAAAAACAAACUACUAUUAAUUACUUACUACCUACAAACACAGAACGUUCGUUCGUUUUGCUGGACGAUUGGUCGAUAAUUAACAAUUGGAGGUUGUGAGGACAAGAUCGGUGCUUUCACUACGGUUCUCACUUGCGCCACUGUUGAGCUCUGCCAGCCCCUGUAGCUAUUUGGGAAGGAAAAGGAAGAUACAGCGAUCAAGCGUUGGAUUUAGUUUCGAUUACUAUGCACGCAAAGUGCAGAAAACCAUUGAAACCAAGAAUACAGUGCAGCGUCGUUGUACAUAAGAUUGUCAGAAGAACAGGGGAGCAGUGCGUUAACAAGAAAUCGACAAGAAAGAAAAGUGAACACAAUCGUUACAGUACAGCGUCAGCGUGGAAACAAAAACGAAAGGAUUUCGCUACUACUAACCGAAAUCAGCUAGUUAAGAUUUAAUAUCAGUUUGAUUUACCCUAUUUGUCCGGCAGCAGCGGAGAUGAUCCUUUAGUUUUGCUAAGCUAGUUAAAUUGCUAACCCCGUACUAACUCCGUUCGGGUCAGCGUGUGUGCACCCCCACGCAUACCGGCUAAUACUAUCUUAGGAGAAAGACGGUUGUCUUUUACCCCAGCGUUAACUAUUUCAUUGUAAUUCGCGCGCCAAACUUGUUCUCAAUACCGUUGCGGCGCAGUAGUGACGCUUCUGCACCAUGUGGAGCAGAAGGUUUUGUUAGUUGAAAAUUUGACCCGGCAUAGGAUCAGCGACUCAUUGUCAGUUCAGCAAGAGUGCAGUAUGAAUUACCCACAUACCACACCCAUUAUAAGGAUUUAUGAGUUUUAGUUUAUUCGUACAUGAUUACAAACAGAAAAAGGAAAACAAAUUCGACGAACUCUUUUCAUUCGCCAACACAUACACACAAACAAAUGGAUUCAAGCGGAUGUGACAAUUUUAGUUGUAUAAGGACAGAUUUGUAAACGGCGCGCUGUGUGAAAUUCAUGCAAAUGAAAAGGAAGGAGGAAAAGUUGCGAAACUCGUGAAAUAAAACGUAAAAAAAACAAUGUAAAACGAUAGGAGGAAAA
This is a messenger RNA of Anopheles coluzzii, 2395 nucleotides long. RefSeq names its product THO complex subunit 4 (gene Ref1). Gene Ontology annotation, biological process: mRNA export from nucleus. The coding region runs from base 260 to 1075 and encodes 271 amino acids. The record is from RefSeq and is a predicted model, not a curated record. Gene Ontology annotation, cellular component: nucleus. The transcript has 4 exons. NCBI's taxonomy places the organism in Eukaryota, Metazoa, Arthropoda, Insecta, Diptera, Culicidae. Gene Ontology annotation, molecular function: mRNA binding.